Pseudogymnoascus verrucosus is the source of this 2813-nucleotide messenger RNA. RefSeq lists its product as uncharacterized. Lineage: Eukaryota; Fungi; Ascomycota; Leotiomycetes; Thelebolales; Thelebolaceae. Bases 661 to 2508 code for a protein of 615 amino acids. The record is from RefSeq and is a predicted model, not a curated record. The transcript is spliced from 3 exons.
CCGUCACUCCCCCCCCCAGAAAGCCAGAGAGUACCCGAAAUAAAAAUAAAAAUAUGAGAAACAUAUCAACCCUCCCUCCUCCCCAUCAUUGAUCCAAGUCGCUCUUUCCCUCACCACUCACCACUCAGCGUCAACCGAAAUAUAUAUUAUAUUCUUCCCCCCCCAUCUCUCUCUCCGAGCAAUACCCUACUACACCUCGCCCAUACCCAGUCGAUGGCACUAUUUCCCCUCGACUUCACCUUCACUCACCUCUGUCACGAUCACGAACACUCGCUAUCAGCAGCUUCAAUCUACCUCGGCGUCUCCGAAAACUCUAUAAUAAUAUAAUACCGACGCGCCGCUCACUCUCGCCCAUCCAUCCGACAGCUUCGAAUUCUUCCCCCGCUAUAAUCUGAGCUUCUUCUCGACACCGCUGUCCAUUGUCUCUUUCGAACUACCGGGUACCUGGACUCGAACUCCCGAAACCAACCACCCGAGAACACAGCUCACCGCGAACACCAAAAACACACAAAACACCAUACGACGAGAAUAUUUUUACAGUCCGGCCCGCUGUGGCUUUCACACGUCACUGAAUUGUUUAAUUCUAAUUCCAGCGAGCCUGCGCAGCCUCAUCAGCACAGCCUCGCCCACCCGCAGAAACGACCCCAAUAAUAACUAAUUAUGACGGCCAUCCUCCACAACCAAAACUAUAACCCUUUACACAAUAUGAACGAGCAAUAUGAAGAAGCCGAUUUCCCUCUCUUCACCGACAGUCACCACAUCUACGCUGCCGAAGUCAUCAGCAUGAACAACCUCCCGACCUUCAACAUGGACCCAGCGCUCGUCGCUUACAACUUCCAGCGAUCCACAGUGACACAGGAUCCCUACGCGAAUCCCAACUUCGCUUCCGAGCAGCACUGCAAGUCCGAGGCAGCGCCGGAAUUCGCUAAGGGAUCUCCCACCCUCUACCCUACCGGCUCCCCUGAACUCCGCUGCCCUCUUCCCUCCAACCUCUCCAGCGCAUCUGGUCCCUCUGCCGCGUCGUCCGCCAUCGGCUCGCCCUACGCUACCCAUGCGCAGAUCCCUUCCGCUAUCUCCGAGUGGACCUCCCACCACGGGCUGGGUCUCGCGCCCACCAUCGCCGGCGAUUACAGCUACGCCAACGACUUCAGCUUCGGCGCCAGUCUCGAGCACGAUUUCGCUUUCGCGGAUAUGAACAAGCCCAUGGGCUUUGUGGACCCGUCCAUCCUCCACUCAUACACCGGCGCGCCAAUUCCGAGCCCAAUGCCACAAGAGGAGUUCGUCCAACAGACAAUGUACCCACCACACUCUCCCAGCCCCUCCGAAAUGUCCUCCCGAUCCUCCAAGCGCGUCAAGUCCUCCGCCUCGCCCUACAUGCAAUCCUACGCGCCCUACCCCUACCCCUCCCGCCGUGGCUCCAUUGCCUCCGCCUCUCCCUCCUCCCCCGACUCCUCCUCCUCCACCCCGCGCACCCACUGCCCCUUCGCCACCUGCGGCAAGUCCUUCAAGGACCUCAAAGCGCACAUGCUCACGCACCAGACCGAGCGCCCCGAGAAAUGCCCCAUCACCACCUGCGAAUACCACACCAAGGGCUUCGCGCGCAAGUACGACAAGAACCGCCACACCCUCACCCACUACAAGGGCACGAUGGUGUGCGGCUUCUGCCCUGGCUCCGGGUCGGCCGCGGAGAAAUCGUUCAACCGCGCAGACGUGUUUAAACGCCAUCUCACAGGCGUCCACUGCGUCGAGCAGGUCCCGCCUAACUCCCGCCGCAAGACGAGCAAUGGCUCCUCUUCCGGCCCAACCUCGGCUGCUGGUAGCACAGCAGCUACUACCACCGGCCGCCCCGUCGGAUACGCGCCUGAUGCUACGGGACGCUGCAGCACUUGCGGCGCUAUGUUCCCCAGCGCGCAGGACUUCUACGAGCACCUCGACGACUGCGUCCUGCGCCUCGUGCAGCAGGAAGAGCCCGCUGAGGCUAUCAACGCCGAGCGCCUCGCUGAGGUAUCGCGUGAUCGUGCUGUUCUUGAGACGCUUCGUGCGUCGAAUUUACCUACCACCACACCUGAUCAAACGUCCUUCUCCGAUGCUGAGGACGGAGAAGAUGAUGCAGCCGAUGACGAAGACGAUGAUGAGAACUCCGCCCGUCCUGCUGGUCGCAAGGGUGCUAAGCGCGGACUCACCCACUCCAAAGGUGGCGUGGCGCUCACGCACCCUAAGGGGGGCCGCAAGAAGCGCAAGGAUUACCCCUCCAGCUGGGGGUGUCCGGCGGCGCAGAUGAAGAUGAAGAAGCGCGUUCUGUGCGUGUUUGAUGGCGGACGCAGGCUGUGGAAGGAUGAUAUGAUGCUUAGUGCUGAUUUUGAGGUCCGUGUACCCCUAGGCCCGGAGGGGGCGGGGAGGUAUGUGACAGAUUUGGAUGUCCAGACUCUGCGCAGGGCGGAGGGGUUCCAUGGGGCGACGGGGGAUGAGAGGGGGGAGGAUGUGGAUUUGGAGGAGUUGAUGGAGUGAUUGCGUUUUAUGAUGCGUUUUAUGAUGUUUAUGCCCGCUUAUGUCCUGCGCGUUGUUUUUUGUUUGUUUUUUGAGGGUCCGCGGUUUUUGGGGUGUAUGAAUUCGGGACGCAAGGGGAGGGGAUGAAGAGAUACCAUGGGAUGCGCGGGCGUGUCUGGCGGAAAAGAAAAUAUCGGGUUUAUGAUAUAUGAAAGGAAGGAAGGUCUCUGGAUGAGAUGAGAUGAGGGUGGGAGAUGGAUAGAGAUGGGGAAUGAUCUGAUAGGUAGAUUAGUUAUGGGAGGCUAUAUUUGAGGAUAUAUACACCG